This is a messenger RNA of Candoia aspera, 5602 nucleotides long. Its product is annotated as zinc finger protein 493-like. Gene Ontology annotation, cellular component: nucleus. The transcript has 7 exons. NCBI's taxonomy places the organism in Eukaryota, Metazoa, Chordata, Lepidosauria, Squamata, Candoiidae. Gene Ontology annotation, molecular function: DNA-binding transcription factor activity, RNA polymerase II-specific; RNA polymerase II transcription regulatory region sequence-specific DNA binding. Gene Ontology annotation, biological process: regulation of transcription by RNA polymerase II. The record is from RefSeq and is a predicted model, not a curated record.
UAAACUAACUCAUGCCCAAAGAUGUCUCAGAGGGACUUUUCUUGCCAUCCCCUUCUGAGAAGUGAAGGUUGCUCUGCACAUCAAGGAGAGCCUUUGGGUUUGUUGGGAACAACGUUUCAGCACAGAGACAAAACGGGCUCACAAUACAAAGCAGUGAAAGAAGGAAAUGGUCCCCACCUUCUCCUGGUUGAUACUGGUGGGAAAUUCUGGGAAAGAACCCGACAGAACGUCCCGGAAGGAGAAAGCACCAGUUUUGUGGUGCAACAUCGCCAGUUCAGGGAGCUCUGUUACCAGGAGGCUGAGGGGCCCCGAGAAGUUUGCAGCCGACUCCACCGCCUUUGCCGCCAGUGGCUGAGGCCAGAGAAGCACACGAAAGCUCAGAUGCUGGACCUGGUGGUCCUGGAGCAGUUCCUGGCCGUCCUGCCCCCGGAGAUGCGGACCUGGAUUCGAGAAUGUGGGGCGGAGACCAGUUCCCAGGCGGUGUCCCUGGCGGAAGGCUUCCUGCUGAGCCAGGCAGAGAAGAAGGAGCAGGGAGAGGUGCAAGAUUUGGUCACUGAAUGUUCUGAGGUGAGAGGGGAUCUGUUAAAUUCUUCCCAGGAUCCAUUCUUUGGCGGGAGCUCCCAAGAGGAUCCAAAGCAGGGCACAUUGCCAGAGAAUAGAGCAAUGUACCAGUUCCUACACUGCGAAAUGUCUCUUUUUGGUGGACCAGAAAUAGAAACUAUGUUUCCAGCUCAGGGUCCCAUAUCCUUCAAGGAAGUGGCUGUCUGUUUCACCAAGGAGGAGUGGGCUCUGCUAGAUCCUGAUCAGAAAGCUCUCCACCAGGAAGUCAUGCUGGAGAUGUCUAGGAAUGUGGCUUUGUUGGGCAACACGCAGAAGAAUGAGAAUUACCAGGAAACAGGGGUGGUGCAGUUGCAAGUCAUCAAGGAUGAAAUAGAAGAGACACUGGAAAGCCAAUCCCGAGCAAAAGGUCAAGAGGGAAUCCAUUUAAAUUAUUCUAGAGGAACAAAUCCUCCUUUAUAUUCUGAAAAUUAUGAUUUCUUGACCCAAGAAGAUCAGAAACAAAACACAAGUAGACAGUCUUUAGGCUGUAUAAAUAUACUUGAAGAUCAGAUAGUUUUAAGUAAACAGUGUGACUGUAGAGAAGAUGGGAAUAUGUAUAAUCAAGGAGGUAACAUGGGAGAGGAAAUAUUUCAACACAAUGAAUGUGGAAAAAGCUUUAUUCAGAGCAGUCACCUUAGAUCCUACAUAAAAAUCAGUGCAGGGGAGAAACCAUAUAAAUGCAUCGAGUGUGGGAAAUGCUUUGGUAGCUCCAGUAACCUUACUUCCCAUAAAAGCAUUCAUACAGGAGAGAAACCAUAUAAAUGCAUGGACUGUGGAAAGUGUUUUAGGAGUAUUUAUAAACUUAUUUCCCACAAAAGGAUCCACACAGGAGAGAAACCAUAUAAAUGCAUGGACUGUGGAAAGAGCUUCAAUAACUCAAGUAACCUUAUUUCCCAUAAAAUCAUCCACACAGGACAGAAACCAUAUAACUGCACAGAAUGUGGAAAGAGCUUCAGUCUGAAUGGUCACCUUACUUCCCAUAAAAGGUCCCACACAGGGGAGAAACCAUUUCAAUGCCUGGAGUGUGGAAAGAGCUUUACUCAUAGUGGCAAUCUUACUUCCCAUAGAAGGAUCCACACAGGAGAGAAACCAUAUCAAUGCAUGGAGUGUGGAAAGUGUUUUAGGAGGAAUGAUAAACUAACUUCCCACAAAAGGAUUCAUACAGGGGAGAAACCAUUUCAGUGCAUGGAAUGUGGGAAGAGUUUUACCCAAAGGAGUGCACUUGCUUACCACAGAAGGAUCCACACAGGGGAAAGACCAUAUAAAUGCCUGGAGUGUGGAAAAAGCUUCACUCAAAGUGGCCGACUUACUUCCCAUAAAAAGAUCCACACAGGGGGAAAACAGUAUAACUGCCUGGAGUGUGGAAAAAGCUUUACUCAAAGCGGCCGACUUACUUCUCAUCAAAGGGUCCACACAGGGGAGAAACCGUAUAAAUGCACUGAGUGUGGAAAGAGCUUCACUCAGAGUAAUCACCUUACUUCCCAUAGAAGGAUCCACACAGGAGAGAAACCAUAUCAAUGCAUGGAGUGUGGAAAGUGUUUUAGGAGGAAUGAUAAACUAACUUCCCACAAAAGGAUUCAUACAGGGGAGAAACCAUUUCAGUGCAUGGAGUGUGGGAAGAGUUUUACCCAAAGGAGUGCACUUGCUUACCACAGAAGGAUCCAUACAGGGGAAAGACCAUAUAAAUGCUUGGAGUGUGGAAAAGGCUUCACUCAAAGCAGCCGACUUACUUCCCAUAAAAAGAUCCACACGGGGAAAACAAAACCAUAUAAAUGCACUGAGUGUGGAAAGAGCUUCACUAUGAGAAGUCAACUUACUUCCCAUAACCGGAUCCACAAAGGGAAGUAACCCCCUAAGUGUACAGUAUGUGGAAGGAGCUUCAACUAUGCCAGUAAACUUAUUUCUCAUAAACAGAACCACACCGGAGAGAAUCCAUAUAAAUGUAUAGUGUGUGGAAGGAGCUUCACGAGGAACGAUAAACUUAUUGCCCAUAUUAGAAUUCACACAGGGGAGAAACCAUAUAAGUGCAUGGAGUGUGGAAAAAGCUUCACAAGGAACGAUAUACUUAUUUCCCAUAAAAGGAUCCAUACGAAAGAGAAGCCAUAUAAAUGCAUGGAGUGUGGAAAGAGCUACAGUCACUCCAAAAGCCUUAUAUCUCAUGAAAGUAUCCACAAAGGGGAGAAACCAUAUAAAUGCAUGGAGUGUGGAAAGAGUUUUAGCCAGUGCAGUAGCCUUAUUUACCACAAAAGGGUCCACACCGGGGAGAAACCGUAUAAAUGUAUGGAGUGUGGAAAAAGUUUCACAAGGAAUGAUACACUUAUUUCCCAUAAAAGAAUUCACACAGGGGAGAAACCAUUUAAGUGCUUAGAAUGUGGAAAGAGCUACAGUCACUCCCGAAGCCUUAUUUCUCAUGAAACUAUUCACAAAAGGGAGAAACCCUAUCAAUGCGUGGAAUGUGGAAAGAGCUUCAGCCGAUGCAAUAGCCUUACCUCUCAUAAAAGGAUCCACACAGGAGAGAAACCGUAUCAAUGCAUGGAGUGUGGAAAAAGUUUCAAUCACUCCAGCAACCUUAGAACCCAUAAAAGUAUCCACAAAGGAGAGAAACCACAUAAAUGCAUGGAGUGUGGAAAGAGCUUCACAAGGAGCACAGAUCUUACUUCCCAUAAAAGGAUCCACACAGGGGAGAAACCCUAUAAAUGUAUGGAAUGUGGAAAGAGCUUCACUCACUCCAAUACCCUUACCUCCCAUAAAACCAUCCAUACGGGGGAGAAGUCAUAUAAGUGCAUGGAGUGUGGAAAGAGCUUCAGUACAAACAGUUCUCUAACUUCCCACAAGAGAAUCCACACAGGGGAGAAGCCAUAUAAAUGUGUGGACUGUGGAAAGAGUUUCAGGACAAGCAGUUAUCUUACUUACCAUAAAAGAAUUCACACAGGGGAAAAACCGUAUCAAUGCAUGGAGUGUGGAAAAAGGUUUAAUCAUCCCAGCACCCUUGCUUCCCAUAAAACAAUCCACACAAGGGAGAGACAGUAUAAAUGCCUAGAGUGUGGGAUGUGUUUUACUCAGAGUUGUCACCUUACUUCCCAUAAGAGAUCCACAAUGGGGUUUAACUAUAUAAAUGCAUAAAAUGUGGUAAGACCUUUCAUGCUUGUGACCUGAUAAAGUGCAUGGAAAAGAAUCUGGAGGCCUUCAGUUGAGAACACUCAUUUUACUUGACCUCAAAAAGAGAUGACCACAUAGGUUAGAAAGUUGAUAAUAUUCCUUUCCUGAGGUUAUACAUGGCCUUUGAUGCUGAGCAGUGUUCAGCCUUUCAAACACUGGGUGGUCCAGGAAAAAAUCUAAAUGAUUUUCUUUCUCUUACCAUUUAACUUUAUUAAUAUGAAGAUCAACAUGUGAAGUAUACAUGUUGUAUACAUGCAUACAUUUACUCCCUUGUAUUGUCAUUGAUUUCCCUUCUCAUGUUAAGAGUUACGGGCUGAUGAUCAACAUUAUGAGGGGCUUUGGGGGCCACACCCAACAUUUCCAAGGGCCCAUGUGACCCUUUGGUUGUGCAAAGUUUACCCUCAGCUCUUGAAUGAUAGGGUUGACCCUGCUUUGAUGCGUUUUUUCCCCAAGCAAAGUGUAAAGUGCUAGAGAAAUCACAGAAAGCAAAAGUGUUUUUCCUCAGUGUGUUUCAUAAAAUUAGUCUUAGGAAUUACAAAUUUGCUUGUACUUGAAACCAAAUGAUGUGUUCUUUAAACAAAAGUGAUUGACUCACAAACUUACCUCAAAAUUAUAGAAGAAUUUAAAGUUCCCAAAGAGCCAACUUACAUUGCUUAUGCCAAUUAAAGAUAAGAAAGAUGAGAAUGCUUGUUGAAUGUUCAUAAUGUUGCCUUUUUAAACAUGAUGAUGAUGAUUAAUAUGUUUAGGAGGAGAAUUCAUAGAAAUGAACGGGAUAUGGAAAAGCCUUCCAACACUGCAGUGACUUUAUUCCAUACAAAGCAAACUAUUUAGAAAUAAGGCAUGGAAAGAGACAGUAUUCAAAUUUAUUGUUACAACAAUUCAGAGGUCCAGACCCAAAAAUGUAUGGAAUGAAGGAAAAGCUGCAGUGAUAGCAGAAUCGCAAGGCCUUUGUAGCCUCAGAGCCGGAUUUCUGCAGUGCAAUCCAUAUACAAUUGAAGAUGGUCUGCAAACUGCUUUCGGUGCAGAAGAUGGCUGCCUGAUUAUUAAAUUGAUUGAUUGAUUAUCUGCCAUCAAGUCAGUGUUGACUCUUAAUCACAUAGAUUUUUUCCAUGAUGAUCUGUCCCUAACCUGGUCUCUCAGAUCUUCCCUCAUUAUUAAAUGGGACCACCUAAUACUGGUCCUGAGGCCACCAGAAUUAAUUUAGAGAUAUUAAUCUAAAAAGGCCUACCUGGCUUAAGUGCUAAAAAAGGUGGACUUGAUCAAUAUCAUUCAGCAUUUGCAGGAAGAUCAGCAGGUUGGUUAAGCUCCUCCUGAAGGCAUCAGGGCCAAAGCCGCCUCCUGAAGGAAGUGCAGCUUAUUUUUAGAUAAUACAUUUCUAUUUGCCCAGACAUUUGUAGAACAAGGUGCCCCAGGACUGGCCUCUCUCUACUGAGCCUUUUUGAGAAACAUUGGUUUUGUUGCGAUAAUACUGCUUCAGAUGGCCUGCUUUUUGUUUUUGCUAACAGUAUCAAUAAAUGAAUGGAAUCUUUGAAUCAUUAGUUUCAAACUGAUCUUAGUAGGUUGGAGAAAUAGGCUGAAAUAACAGAAUGAGACCAUGCAAAGUUCUUCACUUAGGAAAACAAAAUAUACAGAUAUAAAAUGGGGAUAUUUGAUUUAGUAAUUGAAAUUUUUGUCCUUUUUUUUUAUACUAAAGAGUCUCAUAUCUCCAGACACAGAGGCUUAUUUUCUUUGACAAGGGGGUUCAUUAUUCACUCUCUUUAACAAUUUGACCUUCUGUUUAUAAUAUCUGUUAUUACUUUGACAUAUUUCAUGAAUAUAUAACUUUCAUAAAACUCAAUUUUUU